AGAGAGAGCUUCACAUGGCGGCCUCCAUUUCAACUUCACCUUAUCCUCUGCUCACCUCAGAGCGCUCCAACCGCUUCCCUGCCAAUGACUCCUCUUCUUCCUCCAGGUUUUCCUCCUCCUCGUCUCUACACCUUCCGCCCCAGUUUCGCUGUUUUCGCCUCGGAAACAAUGGGAUUUCAGCUCCCUCGCGGUCUCGAAUCUUGCCCGUGGUCAAAGCAAAGAACCAGACAUUUUCCUCCUUUGAUGAUUUACUGGCCAACUCUGACAAACCUGUGUUUGUCGACUUCUAUGCAACUUGGUGCGGUCCUUGUCAGUUCAUGGUUCCUAUUCUUGAAAAAGUUAGUGCUACGCUGGGCGACACAGUUCAAGUGGUGAAGAUUGACACGGAGAAAUAUCCUGCCAUUGCUGAUAAAUACAAAAUAGAGGCAUUGCCUACGUUCAUCCUCUUCAAAGAUGGAAAACUACUUGAUCGAUUUGAAGGAGCUUUGACUGCACGUGAUCUCAUCCAACGCAUUGAAGAUUCCCUGAAGGUUAAGCAAUAACGCUGGGGGGAUCUCACAGAAACUAUUGAAAUGGAAAUCAAUGUCUCCAGGAGUAAUUUUGGGUGUGAUAUAUGACAAAUCCAGCUUUGUAGGUCACUGUGUAAACUUGUAUGUAGUUGAAAUAUUUGAAGAAUGUACUUACAGACGUUCGUUAAAAAAACACAAUUUUUCUUUAUUUUUAUAAGAUCCUUAGCUUUUGAUAUAUUUUUCAAAUUGUGAUAUAUGGAUAAAUUUAUAUUUCUUGCCCGUUAAUCUUCGAUUUUA
Messenger RNA from Momordica charantia (bitter melon), 806 nucleotides. Its product is annotated as thioredoxin Y1, chloroplastic. Lineage: Eukaryota; Viridiplantae; Streptophyta; Magnoliopsida; Cucurbitales; Cucurbitaceae. Gene Ontology annotation, molecular function: protein-disulfide reductase activity. The record is from RefSeq and is a predicted model, not a curated record. Gene Ontology annotation, cellular component: cytoplasm.